This is a messenger RNA of Puccinia graminis f. sp. tritici CRL 75-36-700-3, 462 nucleotides long. RefSeq lists its product as uncharacterized. The coding region runs from base 19 to 462 and encodes 147 amino acids. Lineage: Eukaryota; Fungi; Basidiomycota; Pucciniomycetes; Pucciniales; Pucciniaceae. The transcript has 5 exons. The record is from RefSeq and is a predicted model, not a curated record.
UUGGGGUUGCAAUUGGUGAUGAGGUGGCAAUCGGACAAGUUGGAAGCCUCCUCCGCACGAUUCCAUGAGAACAAGCCACCUGGUUUCGGCAAUAGAGAUACAUUCGAGCAGUCGGGCUCCUCUAAAUUCCUGGAUGUAGCAGCCAUUGAGACUGGCUUUGAACAUGUUGCUAUGAAUCCCGAAUGUUUCGAUGUUGAGAAUAUAAAGCUUGGUCGAUUCCUGGGUCAAACGAUCUACCAAACUGUCCUUUUUGGAAAAUCUGAUCGGUCCUCGUUGAUAUCUCUUCCUUUGGCCUCUAAACGCUUCAAGACCCCACGCGAAUACUUGCUGAUACAACUCUUCUUCCAGUUUCUGCUAUCAUUCCGAACCAAACAAGCAAGUCUCAGCGAUGAAAAACUGGUCGGUUCAAUGCCUAUAGUAUCCAGUUUAGGCAAAUCAGGGUGGAUCGAUGGUUCAGGUUGA